AUGUCACCUCUCGGAUCGGUGGCCCUGGCCAACGGCUCCGCGACGCCAAAAAAAGUCGCCUACUUCUACGACUCCGACAUUGGUAACUAUGCCUACGUUACUGGUCACCCCAUGAAGCCCCAUCGCAUUCGCCUGGCACACAGCUUGAUUAUGCACUAUGACCUGUUUAAGAACAUGGAGAUCUAUCGUGCCAAACCAGCCACUAGAGGAGAGAUGACCCAGUUCCACACAGACGAGUACAUCGAUUUCCUCCAGAAGGUCACCCCCGACAACAUGGAUGCCUACCAGAAAGAGCAGGGCAAGUACAAUGUCGGAGAUGACUGUCCUGUCUUCGAUGGUCUUUUCGAGUUCUGCGGGAUCAGUGCUGGUGGUAGCAUGGAGGGCGCUGCCCGCCUCAAUCGCCAAAAAUGCGACAUCGCCGUCAACUGGGCUGGCGGCCUUCACCACGCCAAGAAGAGCGAAGCAAGUGGUUUCUGCUACGUCAAUGACAUCGUCCUCGGUAUCCUCGAACUACUCCGUUUCAAAAAGCGUGUUCUCUACAUCGAUAUCGACGUCCACCACGGCGACGGUGUCGAGGAGGCCUUUUACACCACCGACAGAGUCAUGACUGUGUCGUUCCACAAAUACGGAGAGUACUUCCCUGGUACCGGAGAACUACGCGACAUCGGUAUCGGCACCGGCAAGCAUUACGCCGUCAACUUCCCUCUUCGUGACGGCAUCGACGAUACAUCAUACAAGUCCAUCUUUGAGCCUGUCAUCGAGCACGUCAUGAAGUUCUAUCAGCCCGAGGCUGUUGUUCUGCAGUGUGGUGGUGACAGUCUGUCUGGUGAUCGCUUGGGCUGCUUCAACUUGAGCAUGGAAGGCCACGCCAACUGCGUUGCCUACGUCAAGAGCUUCGGUCUCCCGACCUUGGUUCUUGGCGGUGGUGGAUACACCAUGCGCAACGUCGCCCGGACUUGGGCCUUCGAGACCGGUGUCCUGGUCGGCAAGCAUCUGCCCAAGACGCUGCCGUACAAUGAAUACUACGAAUACUACGCCCCCGAUUUCGAAUUGAACGUUCGCCCCUCCAACAUGGAAAACUCCAACAGCUUCGAAUAUCUCGAGAAGAUCAAGGCCGCCGUCAUUGACAACCUUCGACACACCCAGCCUGCUCCUUCUGUGCAGAUGCAAGACGUGCCUCGCCAGCCCUUUGGUGGCAUGACCGACGAAGAGGAGGCCGAGCUCAACGAUAUGGACGAGGACGAACAUCCUGAUGAGCGCAUGACACAACGCCGCUGGGAACAGCGCACCCGCAACGAGGCCGAGUUCGAGGAUAGCGACGACGAAGAUAUGGACGAGGCCAAUGGCAUGACGCGUCCCCGAAAUGCCAAGAAACGCACAUUUGGUGACUACCGUCAGACCGAUCGCGAUGCCGACAGUGGAGCCCCCUCACCAGUAAACGGUGCCCCCGAAGGCGAAGAAGCCCCUAAUGCUGAGCCAAUCGUGGACGCCGACAUCACUCUGGAGAAAACCGUCGACACCGAGGACGUGCCCGAGAAGACAGUCCCUGAGAAGGAGGCCGCACCCGAGGCACCGAAGGAGCAUGUUGUGGACGAAGAUGGUGAUGUCGGUAUGGGUGACAGCGUCGAUGCCGAGGAGGCCACGACGACAAUCAAGAAAGAAGAAGUCGAGGCAGAGCCAACCAAGGUUGCCGAGAAGGAUGAAAAGGAAGAUAAGCCGGCAUCGCGCAAGCCAUCGACCGAGCCUGCUGCAGAGCCCCUCUCGGCCGAAACCACAGAGACAGUUGAGGCCGCGGAACCUGCCGCAGAAGUUGCCAAAGCAGUCGACCCGCAGCCAGCAAAGGAGGCCGAAGUUGCCGAGGCCAAGGAGACCAAAGAUGAAGCCACGCACGAGGAGCCACCUGUUGCUGCCGAGGAGCCCGCUCCAGAACAGGAGAAGGUGGUUGCUGACGAAAAGCCCGAGGAAAAGGCCCCUGAACCUGAAGAGGACAAGAUGGAUGUCGAUGAGAAACCGGCAGAUGAUAGCGCCAAGAAGGAGUAG
Messenger RNA from Colletotrichum graminicola M1.001, 2040 nucleotides. RefSeq names its product histone deacetylase domain-containing protein. The transcript is spliced from 4 exons. Gene Ontology annotation, molecular function: histone deacetylase activity. The record is from RefSeq and is a predicted model, not a curated record. Bases 1 to 2040 code for a protein of 679 amino acids. NCBI's taxonomy places the organism in Eukaryota, Fungi, Ascomycota, Sordariomycetes, Glomerellales, Glomerellaceae.